AUGACAAAUGUCUUGGGCGAGGAACAAGUGCUCUAUAACUUGCAACAUGGCUCAUCCAAGGCCACCGCUAAACCCUCCCUACCCUCACUUCCCAAGCGGACGGGAUAUGAGAAAUACCAAGACCCCGGUUAUAUCCCCGAAAUUCAAGCAAAAUCAAGUGUAUGGGGGACCACCGCUACUCAGAAGCCGAAGACUGUUGCGGCUGAGACAGUUCCAAAGGAGCAACCGGCUUCUGAGCCUCCAAAGAAGAUGCUGAGUCUAGAGGAGGUAGAAGCUCAGAUGAGGAUGCAGGCUAUGCGACAAGUACCUCAGCAGCCUCAGAGCCAACCACCUCCCCAACAGCAAUUUACGACCCCCAUGCCCCCUCCAGGCGUCCCUCCAAUGCAAUUCCCCAACCAGUCACUGCUCCACCACCCCGAGGCGCUUGGCCAACUACCCACUGAAGAAUUGAUUUCUCAUCAGCAGUAUCAUCCAAAUAACAUGGCUCCGCCCAUUGGGUUCCCGCAACAGCCACCCUUGCAACAACAGCCGCAGAAACCCAAUUUCCCUCUACAUCUUCUACAACAAUCACAGCAGCAGCAGCAACACCAACCACAACAUCAUCAGCAGCAGCAGGUCCAACAACAGCAACACCGGCAACCGCACCAGGCUGGCCGGCAUUGGGCUGGCCCUGCUCGCCAUCAGGGCAAACCUCAAGGACCAUAUACUUUGGAUCACCCGCUGAUGGGGCAAGGUGGUGUCCCCGCAGCUCUGAAUCCAAAGAUCAUGGAGUUGCCGGAAGAGCAGAGGAAUGCGAUUCUGUUGGAAGAUGCCAAACGUGCAAAGAGAAACCACAAGAUUUUCCUCCUCUCCAAAGGAAACGGCUUAAUGACUCCACAAGACAAGAACUUUAUUACUCGAAUACAGCUUCAACAGUUGGUAACGGCGACCGGCAACACCGGCGACGCCAACCCAGAAUCCCUUCUCACGGAAGAUUUCUACUACCAAGUGUAUAGCCAGAUCCGCGGUGCCCCGCGCCAACAUCCUCGCCAACCCCUUGGUCACUUUGCACAGACAUACCUUUCUCAAACCGGAGGCCGAUCUGGCGGUAACAUGAAUAGAAGAUCCCAUUUCAGCGGCGACAACCACAUGCAGCGCAUGCAACAACAAGUACAGAGGGCUGUUGAAGCCGCCAAGCUAAAGCCAAAGAACAAACAACUCAUAAUUGAAGGGAGCCUGGGGAAAAUAUCCUUUAGCAAUGCCAAGACCCCCAAGCCUUUGCUCAACAUCAAACGCCCUGAAAGUUCUGACGGGCAAAGACCUUCUACCGCAAAGAAAACACAGCUCAGUUCUAGUGAUCGCAAGUCCAUCCUGCAGAAUAUCGAGACUGUUUACAUUACGUUGAUGAACAUGGAGAAUCUUGUACGCUUGAUGCCACCAAUUCCAAACCCGGAAAUAGAAGAUGAAGAGGCGGUAGAACGAUACACGGAAUGGCAACGAAAAAUGCACCACCUAAAAGAGGUGCUAUGGGACAGCACAAAAGUGCUUGAGCCCAUUGACUCUGUCUCUGUCACCAUACACCCAUUUAUCGCAUUUUUGUCGUACCCCAAGGGCAAAAAAGCCAUUCCCCGAAUCUUCCAACAAAUUGACCAGGAACAGCGUAUCACCAUGCUGACCAUGAUUAUCUAUCACUUGGACACAUUGGAUGUUGUAUCAAGAGCCCAGCUACAACCAGGUGAAACUCAACCUCCGGGUCCCGUGCGCGAAGAAAUUGAGCUAUUCAACCAAGCCGUAAUGCCCAGCUUACUCGGCUACGUGAGCGAUGCCCCUAUUCACAUUGUCAUUGGUCUCCUCGGCUUAGUUGUUGAUAAAACUCAGAUUCACGCUAUUGCAAGGACUAAGAUUGGACUUGGAACUUUGACCAUGCUGCUGAGCCGAGCGGAACUAGUCAAAGAAGCUGGUGGUGUUCCAGAGCCGGAAUUGGCGCAGUGGACUAAGGUAUACAAUCGGCUGUUUGACAGCAUGGAGCCUGCGCUCGCCUAUCUAUUCCCGGGUACGAUUAACAGUGGUGAUGACAUGUAUGUUUGGCAAUUCCUUGCUGCUAUGGGUAUUGGUGCAAACCCUGAACAGCAGCAGCGGCUGGUCAUCGCCGUAAAGGACCGAGUCAUGGAAACUGUCGCCCAAAGUAAAACGCUUCCAGCAGAUAUGGCUAGCCAGCGUUUGGGCAAUGUCAACCUGUUUAUGCGGGCUAUUGGACUCGACGUCGAACUCCUAGGAUAA
Messenger RNA from Trichophyton rubrum CBS 118892, 2259 nucleotides. RefSeq lists its product as uncharacterized. The record is from RefSeq and is a predicted model, not a curated record. Lineage: Eukaryota; Fungi; Ascomycota; Eurotiomycetes; Onygenales; Arthrodermataceae. Gene Ontology annotation, cellular component: P-body. Gene Ontology annotation, biological process: P-body assembly; deadenylation-dependent decapping of nuclear-transcribed mRNA. The coding region runs from base 1 to 2259 and encodes 752 amino acids. The transcript has 2 exons. Gene Ontology annotation, molecular function: RNA binding.